CAUUGAGGAAGGUAACCCUGUCUCACAGCUUCAAUCCCAGAUCUUGGAGUUGAGACGUAGACAUGAUGAAGUAAUGUCAGCCCUUGCAAACAUGACUAAUGUUCAUACUAGAUCCUAUGUGUAUAUCCCAAGGGAGAAACAAAUUGUACCUUUCAGUGGGGAUCCAGGUAAGGACUGCCAAAAUGUUGAUGAGUUCAUUGAGGAACUGGGGAGGGUUAUAAGAGUGAGGGGGUUGAAUACUGAGGAUCAGGUAGAUUUUAUCCUCUCCCACUUAAGGGGUUCAGCACUAGAUGAAAUCAGGUUGUGUAUGGGGGGGGAGGAUAAGUCAGCUGAAGACCUGUUCUCAUAUUUGAGGGCAGCUUUCAGGGAAAAGCGUAGCACCUCCCAGUUGUUGCACAUAUUUUAUGCCCGAAAACAAUUGGAAGGUGAGGAUUUUUGUGAUUUUUCAAAUGCACUGUCAUUGAUGUUAAAUGCUGCACUGCAACAAGCAUCACAUUGUGUUCCAAAUGUGCAGUUGGUUUUGAGAGACCAGUUUAUAGAAGGGGUGAGGGAUUCAGCACUCCGGAGGGAACUGCGCAAGGUGGUCAGAGAGCGACCUCAUGCUACAUUAUUCGAAGUUCGUGAGGAGGCCCUUUUGUGGUGCUCAGAAGAGAGACCUCGUCCAGCUAAUGUGGCCCGAAACCGAAACCUAGUGAGUGUGGAGGAAAGCGUAGAGCAUGCAAGGAUGACCGCCACUGUACCAAAUGACUUGACUGUAGCCCUACAAGAGGUAAUUAAGGUAAUUAUACAAGAAGGGAAAACAAUCGGGGACCUUACCAAUGCUGUCCGUGAUCUCACGAUUCAGAGGUCUGACCCAACUUGUGAGAAACCUAGUAAGCCCAAGUUUAAGCCAAGGUAUACCCGGGAUGGCCAACCCAUUUGUUUGAGAUGUGAGGGCAUCGGGCACAUAGCCAGGCAAUGCACUGGGCAGCGCUUCCAGGAAAACCCUGUGCCAUCUACGCCUGAGUCUCCGGUUCCGGGAAACUGAGCGCCUUCAUUGCGAAGAGCCGAGCAAUGAGAGGUAGCACUGAUGGCUCAAAGACUGGCACAUUGACAAAAGAGCGGUUUCUGGAGCGUGCAGUGGGCACGUGCCCAGAAGUGGAAAUUAACGCUGGGGGGGGGGGUAGCCAUCAAGUGCCUGUUAGACACUGGCAGUAACGUGAGUACUUUGACAGAGAGCUUCUUUAAAAAACAUCUUCAUGGGGAAGACAAAGACAAACUUGCAUUGUACAAGCAAGUGGUUAAAGAUAACUGCCGCCAACGGGUUGCCUCUUCCCUACCUUGGGUAUGUUGAACUUGAUAUCCAAGUAAUGGGGUUGACUAUACCUGGGUGUGGGUUCUUGGUGAUACGUGACCAAAAUGAUGGGGAGACUGACUCCGCGCCCCCAGGCAUACUUGGCAUGAACAUUGCACAGCGGUGUAAACAAUUGAUUCUAGCUGAGUUUGACAAUGCUUUGGCGGGGACGUUGGAUGCUGACUGGAGAGCCGCCCUUAACCGAGUACAAGAGGCUGCCCAAGUA
This is a messenger RNA of Sinocyclocheilus grahami, 1559 nucleotides long. RefSeq lists its product as uncharacterized. The transcript is spliced from 2 exons. NCBI's taxonomy places the organism in Eukaryota, Metazoa, Chordata, Actinopteri, Cypriniformes, Cyprinidae. Bases 74 to 1027 code for a protein of 317 amino acids. The record is from RefSeq and is a predicted model, not a curated record.